GUUAAGUUUGAAAUAGAAAAGCCAGAGAGAGACAGACAGACAGACCGAGCAGGAGCGCUGGAGAAACUGAGGUUCUCGGAAAGCCUGGUGGAGCGAGAGACCGAGACAGGCAGGGACUCGAGGCACAGGAGGCUACCGAGAUCAUUGAAACAAGGACACACUGGGCGUACGGAGUUACCGGUGGACAGACCCGAGGCAUGGGGGCCGUCCCAGGCUUUGUGGAGGAUUUUCAGAAAAAGCUUACGUAGAACCCCAGCGAACACAUUGCUAGGGCCCUUCUCUGGGCCUUGGAGGUGCCCUGCGGCGUGGGUGUCAGUGGCAUCGUGCUGAGUCUGCUCUCUGAGGCCUGCAGAGACACCGAGAGACUAGAGACAGAGACAUUGAGGGUUCUCUCCCCUUGCCACCAUGAGUGAGUCAUUUGACUGUGCAAAAUGCAGCGAGUCCCUCUAUGGACGCAAGUACAUCCAGACAGACAGCGGCCCCUACUGUGUGCCCUGCUAUGACAACACCUUUGCCAACACCUGUGCUGAGUGCCAGCAGCUUAUCGGGCAUGACUCGAGGGAGCUGUUCUAUGAAGACCGCCACUUCCACGAGGGCUGCUUCCGCUGCUGCCGAUGCCAGCGCUCACUAGCCGAUGAACCCUUCACCUGCCAGGACAGCGAGCUGCUCUGCAAUGACUGCUACUGCAGUGCGUUUUCCUCGCAGUGCUCCGCCUGUGGGGAAACUGUCAUGCCUGGUUCCCGGAAGCUGGAGUACGGAGGCCAGACGUGGCAUGAGCACUGCUUCCUGUGCAGUGGCUGCGAGCAGCCGCUGGGCUCCCGUUCUUUUGUGCCGGACAAGGGCGCUCACUACUGCGUGCCCUGCUAUGAGAACAAGUUUGCUCCUCGCUGCGCCCGCUGCAGCAAGACGCUGACACAGGGUGGAGUGACAUACCGUGAUCAGCCCUGGCAUCGGGAAUGUCUGGUCUGUACUGGGUGCCAGACGCCCCUGGCAGGGCAGCAGUUCACCUCCCGGGAUGAAGAUCCCUACUGUGUGGCCUGUUUUGGAGAACUCUUUGCACCUAAGUGCAGCAGCUGCAAGCACCCCAUCGUAGGACUCGGUGGAGGCAAGUAUGUGUCCUUUGAAGACCGACACUGGCACCACAACUGCUUCUCCUGCGCCCGCUGCUCUACCUCCCUGGUGGGCCAAGGCUUCGUGCCGGAUGGAGACCAAGUGCUCUGCCAGGGCUGCAGCCAGGCAGGGCCCUGAGCCAGGGCUCCUGCGCCCAGGCUUUCCAGUACCACUGCCCCAGGACUGUGGCUCCUCUUCUAAACCACCUCUGGGACCCAGCCCCUCCCCAACAUGGGUCUCUCUCUGGGCUCCGGGAUUGUCUCCCCACUCCAGCAUCCCCAAACUGGUGCUCCCUGAGCCAGGCCCCCAAACCUGGGCUCUUAUGGAGCCUCUGUGAGUCAAGCCCCUCCCCACACCUGGACUCCAGAGCUCAGCCCUCUGCCAUGCAAUGUGGGUUCCCAGACUGAGUCCUCAUCCCAAAUCAGGGCUCUAAACUCCAGCCCUCCAAACCUGGACUCUGGGACCUAGGCCCCCUUAAACCUAGACUUCUCUUUAUAGAUUUUAUGUCUCCUAUGGGUGCCUGAGAAGUCCUCAAAAGUGACUGUUCCCAGGCUCGACCCACCCCACCCCAUCCCCGGGGCUAAGGCUGGCUGUGGGGGGCAGCAGAUCAGGGGCCCACUAGUUAGGGGGCCCUAGGGGACAGGGUGCUGCCCGGCCUGUGUCCACCGAGCGUCCCCUCAUUUUAUUUCAGCUCCAUUUUGCCCAGAGAUGGGCAGAGGGGUGAGACUGGCUCACCCCCCUUCUAGAUUCUGCAAUAAAGCUGCGUGAGGAAGCA
Messenger RNA from Cebus imitator (Panamanian white-faced capuchin), 1885 nucleotides. It is a transcript of the gene FHL3, whose product is annotated as four and a half LIM domains 3. Gene Ontology annotation, biological process: actin cytoskeleton organization. The record is from RefSeq and is a predicted model, not a curated record. Gene Ontology annotation, molecular function: transcription coregulator activity; actin binding. The transcript has 6 exons. NCBI's taxonomy places the organism in Eukaryota, Metazoa, Chordata, Mammalia, Primates, Cebidae. Gene Ontology annotation, cellular component: Z disc; stress fiber; nucleus. The coding region runs from base 406 to 1248 and encodes 280 amino acids.